Molecule: messenger RNA, 429 nt
Organism: Toxorhynchites rutilus septentrionalis
Lineage: Eukaryota; Metazoa; Arthropoda; Insecta; Diptera; Culicidae
Product: adult-specific cuticular protein ACP-20-like
Exons: 2
Coding region: 1-429 (142 amino acids)
Cellular component (GO): extracellular matrix
Source: RefSeq, a predicted model, not a curated record
AUGUUCAAGAUCAUCUCGCAGAUUAUUGUAGCCCUCGCUUUGUUCGCCGCCGUCGCGGCUCAAUGGGAGCAUGGAUAUGGCCAUGAUCAUAAGGAUCAUCACGCUUACCCUAAAUACAAAUUUGAGUACGGCGUUAAGGAUCACAAGACCGGUGAUAAUAAACAACAAUGGGAGCAUCGUGAUGGAGAUGUCGUGAAGGGUCAGUACUCGCUGUAUGAGCCGGAUGGUACAAAACGUAUUGUGGAUUACACUUCCGACAAGCACAACGGAUUCCAGGCUCACGUGAAGCGAGUAGGACAUGCUCAUCAUCCAGAACACUAUGGACAUCACGAAGGAGGCGAAUUUGGAGGAAAAUCAUAUUACGGACACGGAUAUGGCCAUGGUUACGCUAGCAGCUAUGUCAAUUCAAAUCUUUACUCACAUCACUGA